AGCGGGGGCGGCGGGCUGAGCCCAGGCGGCGGACCAGCGCUCUCCGCCGCCCAGCGCCAUGGCCCAGCAGCAGCCGGCCACCUCUGAGGGCCCCGAGGCGGUGGAGGCCGGAGCUGGGGCUGCCGGCCCGGAGCUGCCGGCGGAGAGCAGCCCCGUGCAGAUCCGAGUAGCCGUCCAGGCGGCCGCGGAGGGGCCCGAGGAGGAGGAGGAGGAAGAGGAGGGCGGCGGCCCGCCGUGCCUGGCGGCGCGGGGCGGCGGCAGCUGCAGCGAGGAGGACGCGGGACGGUGCGGCCGCUCCAGUGGUGGGGAAAAUGAUGAUGACUCUGACCUGAACUGGAAGCCACCAGAAAAUGACCUGAUCCAGAAGUUAAUAGCACAGAUUGAGUAUUACUUCUCAGAUGAAAACCUCGAGAAAGAUGCCUUCCUUCUAAAGCAUGUGAGAAGAAAUAAGAUGGGCUAUGUCAGUGUUAAACUCCUCACUUCUUUUAAGAAGGUGAAACACCUUACCCGUGACUGGAGAACCACAGCCUAUGCACUGAAGUACUCAAACACUCUUGAGCUCAAUGAUGAUAACAGAAAGGUCAGAAGAAACACUCCAGUUCCAGUGUUUCCAAGUGAAAACCUCCCUACCAGGAUGUUACUGGUGUAUGAUAUCCACAUGAUUUCUGAGCUGCAGGCUCUCAACAAACAUCAAGAAAAUGGAUGCAUGCAAGAAAAGAUAAUGGAGCAUCUCCUCAAAGCCUUUGUAACUUUUGGUGUGAUUUCAUCAGUUCGCAUUGUAAAGCCUGGCAGGGAUCUACCACCCGAUAUCAGGAGGGUCAGCAAUCGGUACACCCAACUGGGAACUCAAGAAUGUGCAAUUAUAGAAUUUGAAGAAGUAGAUGCUGCUGUACGUGCUCAUGACUUCAUGUGUGCUGAAAAGAAAGAGACCGGCAUGAAAGCUGUCCUAAUAGGCAUGAAACCUCCAAAGAAAAAAGUUCCCAAAGACAAGAACUGUGAUGAAGACACCAGCAGGAGUCUGAAGAAGGCUAGGUCCCUUAAUAAGAGAGUUGAGGAACUUCAGUUUGUUGGUGAUGAAUCUUCAGCAAAUAGCUCUUCUGACCCAGAGAGUAACCCUACGUCACCAUUGUCAAGACGCAGAAGUACUGCAACAAAUUCUAUGAGUAACUUGAGCCCCGUCAUUCACCCAAACAACCAUUUGAGUCCUAAUGUGUCACCCAGAACAAGUCCUUGGAACAGUCCAUCUUCACUAAGAAAAGUAACCAAAAAGUCUCCGCUGGCUGAAGACAGCAAGCUGAACCUAAGCACCAGCCCUGAAAUUCCCCAGAAAUGUACAGAUUACUCCUCAGAUAGCAGCAUCACUCCCUCUGGUAGCCCCUGGGUACAGAGAAGAAAAGCUCAAACUGUAGCAGAAGACAAGAGUCCUGUCAGUAGCCCCAUGUUGGCUCGGAAAAUACAAAAUGCAGAUGGUCUACCUGUUGGGGUACUGCGGCUGCCUAAAGGUCCUGAUGGUACUAAAGGAUUCCACAAUGGACAUGAAAGAAGGAAGGCUAUGAAGAACUAAUACAUUAUUCUUUAAAAACAAUCUCACAACUCAGUCACCUGCUUUUGCUCAAGCCUGGUGAAAAACUGUCACUUGAGUGACCGAGUCAGUAUUUAAAGGAUUUUGUAUUCCUAUAAAGACUUUAUAAUUUGUAUAUUCAUUUUGCAGAAUCACAGAAUAAUUGUGGUUGAGAGGCAUCUCUGGAGAGUGUCCAGUCCACCUCCUUUGCUCAAGCAGGGUCCACUGAAGCAGGUUGCUUAGGGUUUCAACUAUCUGCAAGGACAGAGAUUCCCCAACCUGUCUGGGCAAUGUCUUCCCAUGUUCCACCACCCACAUAGUAAAAAGUGUUGCCUUAUUCCACCUUAUUCAGGUGGAAUCUCCCAUGUUUGAGUUUGUGCUCCAGUUCCUGGGUAUCACUGAGAGGGGCCUAGCUCCAUUUGCUCUGCUCCUUCCUAUCAACAAUGAGAUCCACUCCCUAAGCUUUCUCUUCCCCAGUCUGAACAGCCCCAGCUCACUGGGCCUCUCAUUGGAGAUGCAUCACUCUCUUAAUCACCUUACACACUUACCCGAUGCAGUGCCCUUACCAGCAGUACUAGUAUUAUGUUUAAUGUCUUAGUCUGAAAUACUAAAUACUGAACCAGGCAUAUAAAUAAUACACGAAACCACAUUAUUCACAAAGCUAUGAUCCUGAAGAGCAGCAUGUAAAUACUUAACAGUUGAGCAGCUGUGUUAUGAUAAGGUGUGAUACCUUACCAGCCUAAUCAUAAGGAGUAGAGGUUUUGAAGACUUCUGUGUUUGUUUCAAAAGGAGCUCUGAGAAACUUAACACUACUGUGAGCAGCAGCUCUCUGCUCGCACACAUCACCAAAGACAAUACUAACCAAAAUGGACCAAAAUGUGUAUUUUCAUGUGAUGUGAAUACAGACUUUGAGCAUUGGAGACAGUUCUGUAAGUGUUGUAAGAUGGAAAUAAAUGAAAAUAUUAACUCUG
Molecule: messenger RNA, 2532 nt
Organism: Colius striatus (speckled mousebird)
Lineage: Eukaryota; Metazoa; Chordata; Aves; Coliiformes; Coliidae
Gene: LARP6
Product: La ribonucleoprotein 6, translational regulator
Exons: 3
Coding region: 59-1564 (501 amino acids)
Biological process (GO): RNA processing
Cellular component (GO): nucleus
Molecular function (GO): mRNA binding
Source: RefSeq, a predicted model, not a curated record